Molecule: messenger RNA, 4399 nt
Organism: Pichia membranifaciens NRRL Y-2026
Lineage: Eukaryota; Fungi; Ascomycota; Pichiomycetes; Pichiales; Pichiaceae
Exons: 2
Coding region: 101-4291 (1396 amino acids)
Biological process (GO): transmembrane transport
Cellular component (GO): plasma membrane
Molecular function (GO): ABC-type xenobiotic transporter activity; ATP binding; ATP hydrolysis activity
Source: RefSeq, a predicted model, not a curated record
CUUGCCUGAAAUCUGCUCCCCUCUACCUUCUUCUCCAACGCACUUCACAGAGGAAAAAAAAGAAAAGCACAGAAACAGGAAAAGACAGAAAAACGCCAGCAUGGGGAUCAGCACCCUUUUUUCGACAAAAAGAACCAAAUCGAUCCACUAUGCAGACGAAGACAUCGAAAGAAGAAACGCACGGGAUUCUCGGAUUCAUCCGCAGCACAGGUUGCUCACCCCGUUUUUGCUUGACAAGCGGGUUCCACCCAUUCCAACAGAAGAAGAGAGAAUUGAAUUCCCCUUCAGGAAAACAAAUCUCUUCAGCGAGAGCUUCUAUCUCUGGUGUCUUCCGCUUUUGAGCGUCGGCUACCGAAGAACCAUCCAGCCGGAAGACUUGUACAAGAUCCCACGAGGUUCGACCUAUGACGUUGAAAGUAGAACAAAGAUCUUCUUGGGACACUUCUACGCGAUGAAAGAACGCGCAGAAACACACCACAUGGAAAGAUAUCACAUUGAAGAUACGCCUGAAAAUAGAGAACAGCUCCAGUUCAGCCCAGAUUUCAAGUACCCGAGGUACCUGGUUCUAUUGGCGCUCUACAAGACCUACUUCUUUAACUUCACUUUCGCCACGCUCUGCAAAGCGUUGGCUGACGUCGCUUCUGCCCUCAAUACCCUUCAAAUCAAAGCCUUAAUCAACUAUGUCCAUAAAAAGGCUUUGCAUGAAGAGGUUGGCAAGAGCGGAUACGGGUUAGCAGUCGGUGUUGCAUGCGUCGUCUUUGUAAUCGGUUUGCUGUAUGCAAGGAACUUCAACGACGCAAGUUUCUGUGGUGCCGAAAUCAAAGGUGUGUUGACCAAGGUAUUGUUGGAUAAAUCUUUCAGGCUCAGUAAAGACUCGAGAACAAAGUUUCCUUCUUCCACAGUAACUGCAUAUCUCGGUAAUGACUUAUCUAAAAUCGAUUUGGCAACAAAUUUUUUCUCUUUCAUUGUGUGUUUGCCAAUAGGUUUGGGUAUAACUAUCGCCUUACUCGCAGUCAACUUGGGUGGUGCUUCCCUAUCCGGUAUUGCAUGGUUCAUAUUGAUCACGGGGUUCAUAAUGUACUCCACGAGAUACUUGAUGAGAUGGAGGAAAUCUGUCAAUGUCCAGACAGACGCGAGAGUCAAACACACAAAAGAAGUCCUAAUCAACAUCAAAAUGAUUAAAUACUAUGCGUGGGAGAUUCCCUUCACCAAAUUAAUCUCCAAGUUGAGAUCUCAAGAGAUGAAAAUCAUGUUGAAAGUCCAGUUCUUUAGAAACAUGAUCACAGGUAUUGCGGUCACACUCCCAAUGUGCUCUGCAUUGAUUGGGUUCUUGUCAAUGUAUGGUCAAUUGGGUGGCUUGAAAAAUGCCUCAAAUAUCUUUUCAUCUGUCACUUUGUUUAACAUUUUGACAAUGCAUGUGGCAAUGUUACCAACUGCCCUCACCUCUGCAAGUGACGCAUGGAUUGCAUUUACUAGAGUCCAAGAAUUUUUACUUGCCGAAGAGUCAAAGCCUGAUGUAAAUUAUCACAAAACUGAGUACAACCCUCAAAAACCUGCAAUUAACAUUAAAAAUGCUGCUUUUGACUGGCUCAAACCAAGCGAUGAUACCUGUUCAGUGGGUUCAGGCUUAACCGAAUCCGUGACUUCCGAAAAGCAUUCUUUGACUGAUGAACUUACCGAAAAGCAAACGCUUAAUUUGCACGGCAUUGAUAUACAGAUCAAGCAUGGUGAAUUCAUUGUCAUUACAGGUACCAUUGGUUCUGGUAAAUCUUCCUUAUUAGCUGCAAUUAAUGGCACUAUGACUAGAGUAACUGGGGCAGUUGACAUCUCUGGUGACCUAGUCUUGUGUGCCAAUCCGUGGAUUCAAAACACUACUGUGAGAGAAAAUAUCACUUUUGGUUUAGAUUACGAUAGGGAAACCUAUCAAACAGUUAUUGAAAGUUGUGCGUUGCCUAGUGAUUUCGAGAUUUUGCCCGCAGGUGAUAUGACUGAAAUUGGUGAACGUGGUGUCAAUCUUUCUGGUGGUCAAAAAGCACGGAUAAGCUUGGCCCGUACUGUUUACAGAGCAUAUACGUUGAAAGAAUACAACAUUGUGAUGUUCGAUGACGUUCUAAGUGCUGUCGAUGCAAAAGUCGGUAAGCACAUUAUGCAAGAAUGUAUUCUAGGAUUAUUGCGUGAUAAGACACGUAUUCUAGCAACUCAUCAAUUGUCUCUCAUUGGUGAAGCCGACAGAAUUGUCUACAUGAAUGGUGAUGGAACUACCGAUAUAGGCACUCAUGAAGAGCUGGUUGAAAGAAAUGAUCGUUUCAGAGCUUUGAUGGAUUUCCAAAUGGAAGGAGAAGUUAAAGCAGAAGAGGAUGAAGAUGACGAAGAUUUAGAUGUCAAAGAAAGUGAACUCAAAUUGAUAAGAAAGCAAACUACUAAAGAUGAAAGACAGGGUAGAAUGAUCCAAGUAGAGCAUAUCAAAAGUAAUGCAAUAUCAAAAACAAUGUUUGCAGCGUACCUUCGUUCAGGGUGUGGCAAACUUGGUCCUAGGAUCGUUCUUUCAAACUUGUUAUGUGCAAUUAUCUUAACUUCAUUUUGCAUGUUAUUUGAAAAUGUCUGGUUAUCAUUCUGGUCACUUAGAAAAUUCAAAGCCUAUGGUGAUCCUUUUUACAUUGGAAUUUAUGUCAUGGUAACAUGUUUCUUCGUACUUUGUGCUAUUUGGCAAUUUUGUACCAUUGCUUUCAUUUCAAAUAGAGCAUCAAAACUCCUCAAUCUAAGUUGCUUGAGAAACAUAAUGUAUGCCCCAAUGUCAUUCUUCGAUACUACACCACUUGGAAGAAUAAUGAAUCGAUUCACUAAGGACACAGAUGUUUUGGAUAAUGAGAUUGCGGAACAAGCAAGGUUGACAUGUUUAGGUUUUGGAAAUGUCAUUGGUGUGUUGAUACUUUGUAUCAUUUACUUACCGUGGUUUGCAAUUACUAUUCCAGUUUUAUUUUUGUUUGUUAUAGUUAUCUUCUCAUACUAUCAGGCAACGUCAAGAGAAAUCAAGCGUAUUGAGGGAGCUGCCAGAUCCUUUGUGUUCUCUAAUUUUGAUGAAGCUUUACAAGGUAUGUCUACCAUUAAAUUGUUUUCGGCUUCAAGAAGGUUCAUGGAUAGGAAUUCUAAAAAUAUCAAUGUCAUGAAUGAAUCAUACUUUGCAGCCGUUUGUCUCAUGAGAUGGUUUUCUAUUCCUCUCCAUGGCGCAGCCGGUUCUAUCAGUUUGGUAAUUACAAUGUUAUGUGUUUCCAAUGCCUACCCCAUAUCCGCUGCAGGUUCGGGUUUACUAAUCUCGUUUGCAGUUCAAUUUAGUAUGCAAAUCAUUAGUUCAACAAGAGCUUUAGGUCAGCUCGAACAGCUACUUUCUUCAGUUGAACGCAUUUGUGAAUAUGCCACAGAGUUACCCAGUGAAGCAAGUUACAACACUCCAGAAAGCAUAGAGCUUCCAAAAUCUUGGCCUCAGUCGGGUGCUAUCAAAUUCAAUAAAGUUUCAUUGAAAUAUCGUGAAGAGCUACCACUAGUUUUGAAAAACAUGACACUGGACAUCAAAGCAGGUGAAAAAAUUGGUAUCUGUGGCCGUACAGGAGCAGGAAAAUCUACGAUUAUGACUGCAUUGUAUAGGCUAAGCGAACCAGAGGGGGGAAACAUUGAAAUCGAUGGGGUUGAUAUACAGAGUAUUGGGCUUUUCGAUUUGCGUUCAAGAUUAGCGAUUAUUCCACAGGAUCCGGUAUUAUUUCGUGGUGAUAUUAGAAGAAAUUUGGAUCCGUUUGGCGAACUGAGUGACUCGGUACUGAAAUCAGCUUUAGAUAUUGCAUCUGGAUAUGCGUCGAGCGAUCAUGAUAAAGAUUCCGAAAUUGACAUAAUUCAGGCCUCGGAUAGUAAUACUGAUAAUGAAAAGAAGUUUUCGUUGGAUACUUUUGUUGAAGACGAUGGUGCCAAUUUUUCACUAGGGGAGAGGCAAGUUAUCGCACUUUGCCGUGCAUUGAUUAGAAAUACCAAAAUUUUGAUCCUUGAUGAAGCAACAUCCAGCGUAGACUAUGAGACUGAUGCGAGAAUUCAAGAAACGAUUUCAAACGGUUUCAGAGAUUGUACUAUUUUGUGCAUUGCUCAUCGUUUAAGAACAAUCCUCAACUACGACCGUAUUCUCGUUAUGGAUAAGGGAGAAUGUGCCGAAUUUGACACUCCAAAAAAGUUGUGGAUGGCGGAAGGAAUAUUCCGUAGCAUGUGCGAUAAGUCCGGGAUUGACGAAAACGACUUUCAACCCAGCUGAAAACGAUUUACAUUAUUCGGGAAAAUGUGUGUAGUCAUAAAAAAUUUAUUAUAGCGUUAGUAAAUUAAAUAUUGUAGUUCUCAGAACAGAAAGGACAUCGAAUUAGGA